CCUCGAUGUGGCCGGGCCGGGCCGGGCUGCUCCGUGCGCUCGGCUCCGCUGCGGCGGGGCCGGCGGGGCCACCCUGCGCCGGGACCCGCCGCGCCGAGUUACCGCCCUGCAGCGCCUGGGUUGCGCCAGGCUGGCGGGCGCGCAGCUGGAGCCGCUGACGGUGCUGGCGCAGGCGGGCACCGGGCACUGCCGGCGGGUGCUGUGCGGCGCCGGUCGUAGCCUGUACCACACCGAGGCGUGCGGGCCCUCUGGAAGGGGAACCUCAUGGCCUGUCUGCGCCUCUGCUCCUACGGCGCCCUGAAGUUCACCGCUUCCCGCCGGCCCAGAGUCUUUGGCUUCCCCACUAUGGAGGAGUUGAUGUCCAUUUUACUGGCAUGGCUGACUGCUUCUGACAAACUGUGAAGAACAAAGGUAUGCUUGGACUUUGGAGUGGACUCACACCCAGUCUGCUCAAGGUGCAGCACGCCAGCAAACAAAUCUCCGCUGAGAAGCAGUACAAGGGCAUCAUCGACUGUGUGGUGCGCAUCCCGCGGGAGCAGGGCGUCCUCUCCUUCUGGCGCGGCAACUUGGCCAAUGUGAUCCGGUACUUCCCCACCCAAGCCCUCAACUUCGCCUUCAAGGAUAAGUACAAACAGAUCUUCCUGGGCAGCGUGGACAAGCGAACCCAGUUCUGGCGGUACUUCGCCGGUAACCUCGCAUCCGGGGGUGCCGCCGGCGCGACCUCCCUCUGCUUCGUCUACCCCCUUGACUUUGCCCGAACCCGCCUGGCAGCGGAUGUGGGUAAAGCCGGGGCCGACCGGGAGUUCAGUGGGCUUGGUGACUGCCUGAUCAAAAUCUUCCGCUCAGAUGGCCUUGGGGGCCUGUACCAGGGCUUCAGUGUCUCUGUCCAAGGCAUCAUCAUUUACAGAGCCGCCUACUUUGGUAUCUACGACACCGCAAAGGGCAUGCUUCCAGACCCAAAGAACACCCACAUUGUUGUCAGCUGGAUGAUUGCUCAGACAGUCACUGCUGUCGCUGGUUUGGUCUCCUACCCUUUUGAUACAGUUCGUCGUCGCAUGAUGAUGCAGUCUGGCCGUAAAGGAGCUGACAUAAUGUACUCUGGCACUCUUGACUGCUGGCGGAAGAUUGCCCAGGAUGAGGGCUCCAAGGCCUUUUUCAAAGGUGCAUGGUCAAACGUACUCUGAGGAAUGGGUGGUGCAUUUGUCUUAGUCCUGUAUGAUGAAAUCAAGAAGUAUACAUAAGUUUUCCUGUUGUGAAGUGGCAUGUUGUUCUGUGUAGUUUGUGACCAUUCAUGGACUUGUUUGAAAACUAUCUAGUUACUAAACAGUGGCGGCUGGUGUUUAUACAGAUUGGCAUGGGGCAGGGGUGACUGCCUGCCCUGUCUUUAUCAAACUAUUCCCCCUGAUGGGACUCAUGAUGGUUUCUAUUUCAGCCAUUCCUGUUUAAAGAGUACAGAGAAAUAAAAUUCUGAAACCAAUUUUCCUCAUCUCAUGUUUGUUCUUACAGCAGUUGAAGUAUGAGGGGCUUGGGGGCCUCAGCAAUUGUAGAGAAGGAGGAAGAGGAACAAUCUCCAUCCUGCAAGCCUUGGUACCUGCUAAGUACUGGCAGGUAAACACAGUGCAGGCUGCCAAGGAAGCCAGGUAGUGUUUCCUCCAGUGGUGUCUAGCCUGGAAUGGGGACUGGCAGCUCUGAAGGGCUCACCCAGUGUCUUGGU
Messenger RNA from Prinia subflava (tawny-flanked prinia), 1714 nucleotides. Its product is annotated as ADP/ATP translocase 2-like. The transcript is spliced from 5 exons. Gene Ontology annotation, cellular component: mitochondrial inner membrane. NCBI's taxonomy places the organism in Eukaryota, Metazoa, Chordata, Aves, Passeriformes, Cisticolidae. The coding region runs from base 414 to 1184 and encodes 256 amino acids. Gene Ontology annotation, biological process: negative regulation of mitochondrial outer membrane permeabilization involved in apoptotic signaling pathway; mitochondrial ADP transmembrane transport; mitochondrial ATP transmembrane transport. Gene Ontology annotation, molecular function: ATP:ADP antiporter activity. The record is from RefSeq and is a predicted model, not a curated record.